Molecule: messenger RNA, 831 nt
Organism: Phytophthora infestans T30-4
Lineage: Eukaryota; Oomycota; Peronosporomycetes; Peronosporales; Peronosporaceae
Exons: 4
Coding region: 1-831 (276 amino acids)
Source: RefSeq, a predicted model, not a curated record
AUGGCGGAAGAUCGACUUCAUGUGCUGGACAUUGGCGUGUCUGUAGAGGCUAGCGCACGCAUAAAGCCUCCGAUUCAAGACGGUGACAGCCAACUGAUCUCUGUAUGCCAUAAGAAUCACGUAAUUGCGAUCGCAAACGGCCGCUUCGUCGACUUGUACGGCAUUUGCGCUAAUAGCUUACAUCCUUUCACGUUCCUGCACCAAAUCUCCAUUGCAGUGGCAACCUGCGUCUCAUUCCCCGUUCCCGGCUUUCUGCUAGUUGGGGCUUUCGUGGAAACUCGUGAACCUCCAGCCUCCGUUCAAGUUUACUUUAGCUUCGUGGAACCCGUUGUGGGGGCCGAUGGAAGGUGUAUCCGGAGUUUGCAAAGCUUUCGACAUGACAUGACACCAGAUGCAGGGUCUGUACUGGUGCUAUUCGAGGACUCUAAAGUGUUUGGAGUGCUUAGCUGGAAAGAGCGAUUUAGUGAUCGACAGGUGUGUCUGGCACAGAUAAAGCAGCAAACGGGUAGCUUGGUUAUUGCGCAGUGCAGCCAAGACGGUCGAUACGCAGUACUUGGAGACGCUGGAGGACGAUUAUCGCAGCAACUUGUGGGUAAGCGGCUGGAACUGAAGGCGUGCUCUCGCUCUGGAGUGAUAUCGCGUGAUAAUCCACUAGAACGCGUCCGCGUAGCUCAUACGUUAGCAUCCAGUGGGAUGGACUGUGCGUAUACAAGUCUCCGGUGGUGGAUGUGCAGUAUUCAAGACCAGCAAAAGCAAUUUAUCCUUGCUGGUAAACAAGAUGGCUCGUUGAAUGUACGUGGCUGCAAAUUGCUAUAUCGAAAAAAAAUGUGA